Messenger RNA from Rhodotorula graminis WP1, 2861 nucleotides. RefSeq lists its product as uncharacterized. Gene Ontology annotation, molecular function: phosphatidylinositol-4,5-bisphosphate binding; 1-phosphatidylinositol binding; SNARE binding. Gene Ontology annotation, cellular component: clathrin-coated pit; clathrin-coated vesicle. The record is from RefSeq and is a predicted model, not a curated record. Lineage: Eukaryota; Fungi; Basidiomycota; Microbotryomycetes; Sporidiobolales; Sporidiobolaceae. Gene Ontology annotation, biological process: clathrin coat assembly; vesicle budding from membrane; clathrin-dependent endocytosis. The transcript is spliced from 4 exons. The coding region runs from base 1 to 2739 and encodes 912 amino acids.
AUGUCGAGCAUGCGCAAGGCCGUAGACGGCGCCACCAAGCCAAAGCGCGCCGCCCCAAAGGCCAAGUACAUCGACCCGCUCGUGCAAGCCACGUUUCAGCAAGAUGGCCAGCUGCAAGAAGUCGUGCGCACCCUCGCGAGCCGCAUGCGGGACCCCAACACGACGGUCGUCUUCAAGUCGCUCAUCGUCCUGCACACCCUCAUGCGCUCGGGCUCGAUCGACAGCGUGUUCCCGUACCUCGCGUCGUCGUCCGUCUCGCUGUCGCUCUCGUCGAGCGAGGCGGCCAACGUCGCCGCGUACGGCCAGUACCUCGCCGUGCGCAUCAAGGCGUUCGGCACCCUCAAGCGCGACGCGAUCCGCGACAAGAGCGACCGCCGCAACGCGGCGCGCAUGCGCAAGCUCUCGGUCGAGCAGGGCCUCUUGCGCGAGACGCGCGAGGUGCAGCGCAUGAUUGCGGCCCUCGUCGAGGCCAAGUUUUACGCCGACAGCGACGUCGACGACGACGUGUCGAUGACGGCCCUGCGCCUCCUCGUAAAAGACCUCCUUGUCCUGUUCACCGUCGUCAACGAGGGCGUCAUCAACCUGCUCGAGAACUUUUUCGCCCUGUCCAAGCCCGACUGCGACAUGGCGCUCAAGAUCUACAAGACGUUCUGCCGCGACACGGAGCGCGUCGUCGCCUACCUCGGCACGGCCAAGAAGCUAUACAACGUGCUCAACAUCCCGAUCCCCAACCUCAAGCACGCGCCGCUGUCGCUCGCCAACUCGCUCGAGGAGUACGUCCGCGACCCCAACUUUGAGCGCAACCGCGAGGAGUACAAGGAGGUCAAGCGCAUCGCCGACGGCGGCGCCCCUCGCAGCACCCCACCCCGCUCCUCCUCGCCCGCUCGCCCGGCCUCCUCCUCCGCCGCACCCGCCACGUCGACCUCGACCUCGACCUCGACCUCGCCCUCUGCACCCGCCGCCGCCGCCGCCGCACCGCCCAAAUCCUUCACCGACUUUUUCGACUCGAUCGAGACCGCCCAGACGCCCAUGUUUGCCGGCGGCGCCUCGCCCAUGCCGCCGCACAUGGGCAUGUUCCCGCAGGCGACCGGCGGCUUCAACCCGUUCAUCGCGCCCCAGCCGACGGGCAUGCCCACGACGAUGAUGAUGGGCUCGUCGCCGUUCGGCAUGGUCCAGCCCCAGAUGACGGGCUUCAACCCGUUCCUGCAGCUGCAGCCCCAGCAGACGGGCUACGCGCCCACGGGCUUCGGCGGCGUCGGCGGCGGCUUCGGCGGCGGGUUCGGCGGCACGCAGGGGCUCGCGCCGCACAUGACGGGGCAGGGGCAGGGGCAGGGGCAGGGGCAGGGGCAGGCCAACCCGUUCCGGCAGAGCAUGAUGAUGACGGGCGCGGCGCCGGGCGGGAACCCGUUCGGCAUGGGCAUGGUGGGCACGGGGCCGCUCGCGCCGCCGGUCGGGCAGGGCCAGGCGCGGCUGCUGCAGCAGCAGGCGACGGGCAACCCGUUCGGCCAGCCCGGGCAGCAGCAGCAGUUUGCGCCGCCGCCGCCGUCGUCGUCGUCCGGCGGCCUGAGCGGCUCGACCGCUCCCGGUGCACCUCCCCUCGGCGCACCCACCUCCCCUUUCCACGCCUCGUCGUCCCCUCAGCACCCGUUCUCGUCCUCGUCCUCGACCCCGACCCCGACCUCGCCCUCGUCGUCCGCACCCGGACCCGGACCCGCCCCACUCGUCGCGCAAAAGACGGGCGCGCGCAACCCGUUCGCGCCCGCGCCCGGCACCGUCAUCCCGCACACGGCGCCGCCGCAGCCAAAGCAGCCGAGCAUGUACGAGCUCGCGCACUUGCGGCAGCAGCAGACGGGCUUCCAGGGCUCGUCGUCGUCGUCGGCGGCGGCGCCAGCGCAAGGCCAGGCGCAGGCGAACGGCGUCGGCUCGCCGUUCGGGCAGCCACAGGCUCAGCCGCAGCAGCAGUCGGCGCCGCCGCCCAAGCAGGACGCGUUCUCGGCGUUCCUCGCUCAACAGCAGGCCAAGCGCGACGCCGAGGCGGCCGGCGGCGCGCAGCACGGCGGCGCGACGCCGCUCAUUGCGCAGAAGACGGGCGGGCUUAUGGCGAGUGUCGCGAGCGACCUCGCGGCCUCGAGCGGCGAGCAGUCGCAGCCGCAGGGCGCGUCGAGCUCGCCGUUCGGGUUCGCCUUCCCGGGCUCGAACGCCCUCAACGGCACCGGCAACGGCGGCGCCCCGGCCUCGUCGUCGUCCCUCUCGACGCCGUUCUCGUCCCUCUCCCUCUCGACCUCGACCUCGGCCCUCUCGCCCUCACUCACGGGCGCUCACUCGUACACGGCCUCGCCACUCUCGGCCCAGCCGACCGGCGGCUUCUCGUCCGUCCGCGCUUUCCAGCCCUCGUCUUCCUUUGGAAACAAGCUUGCGAGCGAGAUCAGCGCGUCGGCGCUCAGCCCGCAGGCGACUGGCUUCGGCAACGGCGGCGGUGGCGGCGCCGGUGUCGGCGGGCAGGCGCAGCAGUCGGCGUUCUCGUCGCAGUCGUCGCAGCCGUCGCAGCAGCAGCAGCCGUUGCAGCAGCAGCCGACCGGGUUCAACCCGUUUGGCGGCACUCGCCUUCCGCCGCUCAACAGUCCUCUGUCCGCCGGCGCGACGACUCAGCCGACGGGCACGGGCGGUGGGUACGGCGGCAGCGGCGGGUUUGGAGGCGCAGGAGGGAGCGGUGGGGUCGCGACGGCAAGUUUAAUCUAGAGGGCCGUGCACGCUCCUCCCCGUGUUAGACCUCUCUCUUCCUUUUCCUGUCUCUCGCUCGCCGUCUCGCCCUCUCGAUAUCCCUCGUGCUCAGUCCUGCAGUACUACAUACUUGUCUCGCU